Synchiropus splendidus (mandarinfish) is the source of this 882-nucleotide messenger RNA. Its product is annotated as vitelline membrane outer layer protein 1 homolog. Bases 71 to 808 code for a protein of 245 amino acids. The transcript is spliced from 4 exons. NCBI's taxonomy places the organism in Eukaryota, Metazoa, Chordata, Actinopteri, Syngnathiformes, Callionymidae. The record is from RefSeq and is a predicted model, not a curated record.
GAUCCCAGCACAUAUUGUUAUUAACAUUCGAGAUAAGUGCCAAGAAUAACUUGAGUGAGAUAAACUUCAGAUGUUCAUUCUCACACUUCCCCACUCCGCGACUCUGUCAAUGAUUCACUCUCGACCGUAUAAGAGCUUCAAGACUCCCGCUUUUCCUGCUGUUGUCGUCGUCAUGGCGCGUCUCUUCGAGGUUCUGGCUGCGCUUCUGGCGCUGGUGUCGACUGGGUUGUGUGAGGAGAAGACGUUCCUGCAGAGAGCGGGAACCUCCUUCAACAACCGCGAGUACAGGUCCAUGCUGAGUGUCAGCAACGGAGAGCAGUUCGGGGGCUGGACCUGGCCGGAAAUGUGUCCCGCCAACUUCUUCGCUGUUGGAUUCAGCGUCAGGGUGGAGGGGAACCAGUACGGCAUCGACGACACCGCCCUGAACGGAGUCCGACUCAUCUGCGCCGAAGACGAGUCCAGAACUCACCUGUACACCAUCGAGUCCCACACGGGCUACUUCGGCGAGUGGUCCCACCCUCAGUACUGCCCCAGCGGAGUCCUCACCUCCUUCCAGCUCCGCGUGGAGCCGCACCAGGGCCUGUUCGGCGACGACACGGCCGUCAACAACAUCAAGUUCCGCUGCAGCAGCAACCCCACGCUGGAGGCUCCCGGCAUGCAGUGGGGCGAGUACGGCUUCUGGAGCCAGGACUGCACGGGCGGAGGGAUCUGCGGCAUCGAGACCAAGAUGGAGGAGUAUCAGUACGGUCUGGACGACUCCACGCUCAACGACGUCCGCUUCCACUGCUGCGACAUGUCGCCCCAGUGAUGGGAGCGGAGCAGCUUCAGCUGGACCAGAACACAGACAAUAAAAUGUUCAACCACAACUCCAGUGUAGUGACU